GCGCUCCCGGGACUCCUGGGUCCCGAGCUCCCGGCUACGCAGCAGCUCUGCUGCCGCGCGACCCUCCCCUCCCCUCCCGCGCAGAGCUUCCCUCGCUCCGCGGUCGCCCGGCCCCUACGGGGUUAACCACGGCCGGCCUGGCCUCGCCUCGCCUGCCCCUCACAAACAUGGCUGCCGGCCCGGCCUGGCCUCGCCUGCCCCUCACAAACAUGGCUGCCGGCCCGGCCUCGCCUCGCCUGCCCCUCACAAACAUGGCUGCCGGCCCGGCCUCGCCUCGCCUGCCCCUCACAAACAUGGCUGCCGGCCCGGCCUCGCCUCGCCUGCCCCUCACAAACAUGGCUGCCGGCCCGGCCUGGCCUCGCCUGCUCCUCACAAACAUGGCUGCCGGCCUGGCUGCCCCUGCCCCUCACAAACAUGGCUGCCGGCCUGGCUGCCCCUGCCCCUCACAAACAUGGCUGCCGGCCGGGGCGGGGCCAGCGCAGGGCGGCCGGGAGCUGGGAGGUGCCAGAUUCCGGCGGCUGCAGGAUGUGGGGGGCGCUGGGGGCCCUGCCCGACCUGCUGCUCCGGGGCUGGGGGGAGCCGCUGCGGGUGCUGCUGGCGGCCAGCGCCGCCUUCCUCUGCUACUACUGGGUGCGCGUCCCGCAGGUCCGUCCGUCCGUGAGUUGCUCCACACAGCGGAUGGAGGGCAGCUGCUGCUGGACUGGGCGGACAAUGCAGAGAGCCAGCGGUACCCGGAGCCUGGCACACGCCCCACCAUCCUGCUGCUGCCAGGCCUCACCAGCAACAGCCAGGCCACCUACAUCCUGCACCUGGUGCAGCAGGCCUCCCGCGCGGGGUACAGGACUGUCGUGUUCAAUAACAGAGGGUGCAAGGGGGAGGAUCUGCUGACCCCCAGAGCCUUCUGCGCAAGCAACACGGAGGACCUGCAGACCGUGGUCGCCCACAUCAAGGCCCAGCACCCGCGGGCACCACUCCUGGCUGUGGGUGUCUCGCUAGGCGGGAUCCUGGUGCUGAAGUACCUGGCGCAGCGGGGGCACGACACGGGGCUGGUGGCGGCCCUGACCUUGUCCGUCCCCUGGGACACCAUGGAGUCCAGCCGCUCGCUGGAGGAGCCGCUCAACGGCCUGCUGUUCAACCGGCGCCUCACAGCCAACCUGCUGCACCUCGUCAGCCGGCACAGGAAGGUGAUUGCAGAGAAGGUGGAUGUGGAUCACAUAUUGAAGGCACGCAGCAUCCGGGAGUUUGACGAGCGCUACACGGCCGUGGUGUUCGGCUAUGGGACGUGUGCCGAGUACUACCGGGCCGCCAGCCCCUCGCACUCGGUGCAUGCCGUGCGCCUGCCCGUGCUCUGCCUCAACGCGGCCGACGACCCCUUCUCGCCGCUGCAGGCCAUCCCCCUGGCCGCGGUGCGGCGCCUCCCCACGGUGGCGGUGCUGGUGACGGUGCAUGGCGGGCACAUCGGCUUCCUGGAGGGGCUCUUCCCACGGCACGAGAGCUACAUGGACCGUGUCUUCGCCCAGUUCGUCACGGCCGCCUUCGAGCACAGCCAGGAGCUGAGCCGCAGCCUGAGGGCAGGGGACGGGGCCAGCUGCGUGAGGCCCCAGCACUGACGCGGGCGGGCCCCAGAGCAGGCUGCACCCCCCAUGCUGCCAGCCCCCCAAUAAACCUCCUGCCUGGA
Molecule: messenger RNA, 1678 nt
Organism: Chelonia mydas (Green sea turtle)
Lineage: Eukaryota; Metazoa; Chordata; Testudines; Cheloniidae
Gene: ABHD1
Product: abhydrolase domain containing 1
Exons: 8
Coding region: 168-1610 (480 amino acids)
Biological process (GO): medium-chain fatty acid catabolic process; medium-chain fatty acid biosynthetic process
Molecular function (GO): monoacylglycerol lipase activity; acetylesterase activity
Source: RefSeq, a predicted model, not a curated record